CUUUAAACAGAGGACAACGUGGCAGCCCACCCAACUGAGAAGGCCAAAGGAAUGCAUGCUUCCCUCACUCGUCUAUCUCAUCAAUUUCUUAUAUAUAUAUAUAUAUAUAUAUAUAUAUCUACUCUAUGCCUCUCCAUGAUUUCCAUGGAUGGAUGAAUGGAUACAUCAUGGAUCCAUGAAUGACACCUAAAAAGCCCCCCCUUUUUCUUCUUCUUCCAUCUUCCUCCAGCUCUGCUCUUGCUCCUUUAUCUUCCAGGGCCACCCUCUUUAUCUUAUACACAGAAAUACAUGGAGGCUCAAAUUUUCCCCAGUAAGAAGGGUUCCUGAAUCAAAGAAAGAAAGAAAGAAAGAAAGAAAGAAAGAAAACUUAGAGAAACAGAGUCUCCCCUGGUAAUAUUUUCUCUUUUUCUUUCUGGUUUUUGAUUGAGAAGCAAGUUUCUUCUUUUCUCUGAUAAGGAAGGAGUCUAAGAAGAGAGUUUUUGGAUAUGGAGGGUGACUGUUGUACAUCUUCAGAGUCUGCAAGUAGUAGUUCAACAUCGCGUAAAGGAUCCCAGAGAGAUAAUAAGCCUUACAGAGGAAUAAGGAUGAGGAAGUGGGGUAAGUGGGUAGCUGAGAUCAGGGAACCAAAUAAGAGGUCUAGGAUAUGGCUUGGUUCUUACUCCACUCCCAUGGCUGCUGCUCGAGCCUACGAUACUGCUGUUUUCUAUUUGAGAGGACCAUCGGCUCGUCUCAAUUUCCCUGAGUUCAUAGUUGCAGAGGAUGACCAACUCCAUGACAUGUCAGCGGCAUCAAUAAGGAAGAAAGCAACAGAGGUUGGGGCAAGAGUUGAUGCCCUUGAAACUGGUUUGAUCAGUUCCCAAAUUAACUCUUGCAAGCAAUCAUCCAACAAGAAGCCUGACUUGAACCAGCACCCCAAUCCUGAAAGCUCUGAUGAAGAUUGAGGAGCCCCUUCCCUUCCCCAACCUCCUUUUUUGCAAAUUUUCUUUAUAUUUUUAAUUUUUCUUAUAUGAUCAUGUAUCCAGAUAAUUGGGUAGCUUAGAAAUCAGAAUUCAGAGUAACUGUCAUGGAAGAAAGAAAGAAAGAAAGAAUCAGUUCCAAUACAGAAAAGCAACAGCAAUCCUUUUCCACUCUUUGUAAAAUAAGUCUUUCAAACUAGUUUUAAAGUUUCCUUUUUUUUUUCUUUUUCCUUUUUUUCUUCUGGGUUUUCUUCUCAAGAGUUCCAAAGCGAGGCAGAGUGGAGGAAACAGGGGUGGGUGGCAUCCCUCUGGCUGCUAUUGCUAAUGGGUUCUUCAGUUAAGUGGAGAGAAUUGACAGGAGAGGAGGAAGAGAUGAAGGGAUAAGAUGGACUUAGGUAUUCUUUCUUCUUUCUGGUCGGAGCCGUUGUGGAUGAUGUGCUUGUGGACACCACAGAGAGAGAGAGAGAGAGAGAGAGAGAGAGA
Molecule: messenger RNA, 1439 nt
Organism: Macadamia integrifolia
Lineage: Eukaryota; Viridiplantae; Streptophyta; Magnoliopsida; Proteales; Proteaceae
Product: ethylene-responsive transcription factor ERF008-like
Exons: 1
Coding region: 486-941 (151 amino acids)
Biological process (GO): regulation of DNA-templated transcription
Molecular function (GO): DNA binding; DNA-binding transcription factor activity
Source: RefSeq, a predicted model, not a curated record